Messenger RNA from Dovyalis caffra, 795 nucleotides. NCBI's taxonomy places the organism in Eukaryota, Viridiplantae, Streptophyta, Magnoliopsida, Malpighiales, Salicaceae. The record is from the annotation of a GenBank genome assembly.
AUGGCCACUCCUUCGCUCUUACGCUCCUCGGCGUCGUCGUUUAACUGCCAAUUCCUCUCCCUCCCACCGCCGUUGACUGCACGAGUACCUUACGGAAACCGCUAUGGGGUUGUGUCAGUGAGAGCCACUGGAGUUGCUGUUUUGGUGGAGAAAUCAGAAGCAGAGAAAACCAAUCGGCUCAAAACCACUUAUCUUGAAAAAAUCGUUCCUUUGCUUAAAGAAGAGUUCUCUUACACUAACAUUCACCAGGUUCCGAAAAUUCAGAAGGUUGUGGUGAAUUGUGGGAUUGGAGAUGCUGCGCAGAAUGCUAAGGGUUUGGACGCAGCGAUAAAUGAUUUGGCUCUUAUCACAGGGCAAAGACCUGUAAAGACGCGGGCCAGGAAUUCGGUUGCUACCUUCAAGAUUAGGGAAGGCCAACCACUUGGUAUUGCUGUUACGCUCAGAGGAAAUCUGAUGUACUCAUUCUUAGAUCGACUUGUUAACUUGGGGCUGCCCAGGACAAGGGAUUUCCAAGGUGUGACCCCAAACAGCUUUGAUGGACACGGCAACUACAGCAUUGGAAUUAGCGACCAGAGUGUGUUCCCAGAGAUUAGGUUUGAUGCAGUUGGUAAACCCAGGGGAAUGGAUGUUUGCAUUACAACCACAGCUAACACCGAUCAAGAAGCCCAGAGACUAUUGGCUCUCAUGGGUAUGCCAUUUAGAGAAGGUGGUGGUGGUUCUUCCGGUCAGCCUCGCAAGAAGAAGUUGAAGGCACACCACUUUGAUUCAAAAUCGAGGGGGAGGAGCAGGCGAUGA